Molecule: messenger RNA, 6149 nt
Organism: Oncorhynchus kisutch (coho salmon)
Lineage: Eukaryota; Metazoa; Chordata; Actinopteri; Salmoniformes; Salmonidae
Gene: mms22l
Product: MMS22-like, DNA repair protein
Exons: 25
Coding region: 385-4107 (1240 amino acids)
Biological process (GO): double-strand break repair via homologous recombination; replication fork processing
Cellular component (GO): nuclear replication fork
Source: RefSeq, a predicted model, not a curated record
CUCCUUUUGCGCGGGAGAGACAGGCGGAAGUGAAAACACCAGACAGCGUUCAGAGAGGAUUCCAAGAUUUCAUCUGGAUUUAAGCUAGCUCGUUAACCACACCAAGCUGUUUUUUUUUUUGACUUGGCGUUUCAUUUAAUGGUGUAACUGCAGUUUAUUCAACAGUGCUGCUAAUGUAGGUGUUUUUGACGAUGUUAUUCUCGGCAGGGCAUAAAGUCAAGACUCAGAGUAACUGCUACUGGUAGUGAACCACGGCGCAGAUAGAACAAGGAGUUAGUUAUACAAAUCAAACCCCUAUUUAUCAUCUUCCCAACCAAAGUGCCAUGGCCAGACUGUUGAAAUGACAGACUGUGUCUUUAAUGUCGCUUCUCUAAAGUGAAGACAAUGGAAGAGGACAUCAGCCAGUCGCUGACCCCGCCGGUGUCACCUUUCGCAGGGGAAAGCCAGUGUGAGCUGACCCCAGCCCUGCCACCCUGUUUCUCCUGUGCAUCUGACCCGGGUCGGGAUGACACCCGGCCACUGUCAUCUGAGGGUUAUAUUGGCAGGGGCUCCCUGAAACGGCUGCUGUUACGUCUGGCCCCAGCCCCUGCAGACUACGAAGAUGACACAGUGGAUAUCUUUGGUUUCCCAUGGGUGACAGAGACCGCUCUGGUGGAAUCGACCAAGCUUUUGUUUGGCCUGUUCAGGCAAAAGCUUCUUAAAUUAGAGACCCUGGUGCAGUCCAGCUCUCAUGACUUUGGCCAAGCCAGCAGCCUCCAUUAUGAGGCAGAAGACCUUAGGCAACAAUGUGUGCUGUUUCUCCAAUAUGUCAAAGUCUUCCUAUACAGGUACCUGGAGCCCACCUGUUCCCUGGAGGAGGGCCCCUGUCACCCCUAUGUGGAGCUGGAGGCUCAGCUACCCUCUGCUCUGCUGGAGGAGCUCUUUGGGGUCACCCUCCUCAUAGGGCGCCUCAAAGACCUGCCAGCCAACAUCCAGAGUGCCCUCACCAUACAGCACCAGGGCAAGCUGUUUCCUCCCUCCUGGCAUUUGUUACACCUCCACCUGGACAUCCACUGGUCAGUAUUGGAGAUUCUCCACCUGCUGGGGCAGAGGAUGCAAGGUCAGGUGGUGUACGCCCACCAGUUUGUGAACCUGACAGGGGAGAAUCUGACCAACAACAGCCUGUUUGAGGAGCAUCUCUGCAACCUGCUCUCUGACCUCACGGGCAUGGCCAUGGGAAAAUACAGCAAGGUAAGGCCUACUGAGGCCCUGACCAGCCAUCACUACUACUGCACCUGCACUAAAGAGCUGUGGAUACUACUUAUACACUUACUGGAACACAGGAGCAAAGUGUUACACACACAGUCUUUCUGGAACUACAUGAACACACUGCUGCAGUCUCUGAUCAGUGGCCAGCCUGUAGCAGAGCAGUACGGUGUGCUCCCUACACACUGUAAAGACCCUCUGGGCUUCACCUGGUGGCUUGUCACUCACUUGGCUGAGCUGGGACAAUACAGCCGCAACGGGGCCUUCCAAAACGGGAAACAGCUGGAGGAUAACUGGAGUUUUGUGUGUGAGCUGCUCAAGUCCACCUGUAACCCCAAGAGAGCGCUACAGGAGGACCAGAUCAGAAUGCACGUCCACUGCUGCCUGAGUCUGUCUCUGCUAUGGAAACCUAACAAUGGCACUGUCGCCACACUCUGGGAGUACUACAGCAAAAACCUGAGCGGUUUGUUCACAGUGCCCUGGUUAGGGGUGUCGGGGCUCGGCAGCGUGAGCAGAACCCCCCUGGCCCUGUUGGACCAGGCCCGAAGCUGCUGCUCCCCCUCCCCCCUUCGUUCCUCCGGCCACACCCAGCUGUACCGCUCAGCCAACUCCUUUCAGAUCUUCCUCAGAGUGCUGGCUCUCUACCUGGCCCAGGAGAACGCAGGCGGCGCCCCUUGGAGGCAGAUCAAGGGCAGGGUGUACUCCAAGUUCCACCAGCGGCGGAUGCAGGAACUAUCCGAGGCUGGGCUGAUGAACUUCCUGCUGCUGUUCGUAGUGGUGGCCCGGCAGGCCGAGCUGGAGGACGUGGCCGGCCGGGCCUGUGAGUUGCUGGGCCUGCUCCCUCCGGACUCCCCCCCUGCCCAGCGGAGCCUGGUGUGGAAGGGCCAGCUGGCUCUCUUACUGCUCUUCCAGGAGAGGGGCCUUGACGUGGGGGCCCAAGCUAGCUGGCUGGCCGCCUCCUUCUCUCAGACAGCCAGGGAGUUCUACCUGAAGACCACAGAACCGUCUCGCCGCCUGGCCCUCUGGGGCCCCCUGGGGUCCUACCUAGAGGGCGUGGCCGAGGUGUUUGAGACGAGCGCAAGUCUCGGUCUGUCGGAGGAGAAGCUACUCAACGAGGGGUUCGGUCUGCUGCUGCCUGCCUGCCGCCAGUCGGAGCUGAGCUCUACCCUGGGCUUUCUGCAGAUCGUGCUGAGGGAGUUACGGAGGGUCCAUCAGCGCAAUGUCCAGCCUGGCCACUCGGCAUGUCCCCCCGGUGCCUGGCUGCCUCCUCCCAGUGCCAGCGUGGGUAAAGACCGCCACCUAGCGGUUGCAGCAGCUCUCUGGGCCCACUUUUUCCCCUUCCUCCGCAGCCUGCGCCUUUCCAACACCCCUCCUGCCCAACUGGCUGAUGCUGCCGCAGGAUUUACACUGCUGGCCUUUGACCUUCCUAGCUCUGCCCCCCAAGACCUCCAGCCCAACCCCAUCCAGUCCAUCAUGCAGUGCUUCAGCUGGGACGACAUGCUUCACCCCCUGCUAGUGACUCGCUACCUACCCCACCUGCUCCAGAACAGUGAGCUGGUGUAUUCAGUGAGCUCCGGCUGUGGAGGUUCCGUGUCGGGCUCAGCCCAGACCCUGUCUGUGAGAGCCUGGUUCCGCUGUGUUCUGCAGCAGCACAUCCACAAGAACCCAGAUGGCACGGACAGCAGAGCAGGCAGGGCUCUGGAGGAGCAGUUGUCGGAGCUCACUAGGCUCGUAUUAAGGCUCCCUGAGGUGGACUCCCUACUGCAGAAGGCCGGGCUGCAGCCUGGAGCCGGGAGCAAGCUAGUGCCCAGGUCUGCUCUGGAGAUGUUCAUCAAGGCUGUGGGGCGUGUGUACAGUGGGCUGCAGGUGUUGUCUGAGCGUUCUGCCAUGGUCACCCGUGCUCUGGACUACACAGGGGACAUCAUGAAGUAUAUCAAACACUACCUGGUCAAUAAGAGUCCUCAGGAGGGGCUGCUGCUGGCCUACUGGGCUGUGGGGUACGUUGUGAAGCACUGGAGUCCCCUGCUGGCCACCUCCAAGGCCCAGCAUCUGCUCUUCAACAUUGUCAACGGGCUGCUCCUCCCUAACUCUCUGUCCGGGCUGGACAAGGCCUUGAGGGACAGCCUGCCCCUCUACCUGCAGGGUCUGUCUAUAGCAACCAGUAUGUCUCAGUCUCAGGGUGCCUACCUGAAGAAGCAGCUCCGGGAUGUCAUCUCCAAGUACCUCGACCAUUUCCUGCCUGCCACGCCAUCGGUUGGAGCCAUAGCCAAUCACCCGGUGCUGCUGGCGGCCUGCGAGGCCACGCCCACCCCGCGUGGGGUGGCACUGAGAAGGAGCAUCCUGCAGGUGAUCAGUGAGAACUUCUUGCAUUUCAAAGGCAACGCCCCUCCUCCCCGCCUGGUCACGGUCCUGGCCUUCCUAUUGGAGCUGCUGAGACGGAACAAUGACAGUGACCCCGCCCUGCUCACCAUGCCCCUCCCCUCUCUGCUCCGCUGCCUGAAGCUGGUCAACGAGCCUCACGUGAGGAGGACCAGUACAGAGGCCCUGCAGCUGGUGGUGGAGAGAUGUUCAGCCGCCGCAGGGGGUGCACCAUGUGACCAGACCGUCACUGUCCUACGGUCCUUUGUGGAGGAGAACGAGGGGUUGUAUGACAGACAGGUGUACAGUGUUCUGGAGACGAUAGCUGUUCUGGACAGUCAUGUGGUCCAGGUCCUGAUCCCUGUUCUGUCGCUGAGUCUGAGGAACACAGAACACAAGAGAGGACUGGGCAAGAACACCACACUGAGGAAUGCAUACAGGAAUUUGCUGACUCUGCUGGGGGACGGUGGUCAGGCGGAGAUCAUCAGCCUGGAGGAGGACUGACCCUUGACCCCCAGGACCAGGUCACCAUGCUGUUGACCUCAACACCAAUGGGCUUCAUGUAUAGAUAUACAUAAUGUAUAGAAAUUGUCCUGUUGGUGAUAUAGAUCAUAAUUUAUGGUCAACUUUCCGUCUUCAUAUUGAAAUAUUUUUCAAAAAAGGUGUUACGAAAUAAAGUAAAUGUGAUGAAAUAAGAUAAUGUGGAAGUGCUAGUGUUGUAUUUCUGUGAUGCAUAUAGAUAAAUGUAUAAUAUUUUGUUCUUCUAUGUUGUGAUAGUAACUACCGAUAGUAGACAAAUAGGAUCUCUUUAUGCUCAUGCACUCUUUUUUUUUUUUUUUUCUUUACAGGCAGAAACCUGCCUCCUUUCCUGACACUGUAUCCCUCAUCAAGAUACAGCCAGAGUCCGAAAGAUUACUUCUGCUCUUUCCAUUCCCUUUUUCCUUUGCAAUCUUCAUGCAAUCAGGCUUCAUUUUGUCAGUCAGAAUUUCACUGCCUGGUCGAUCUUGUCAUAAAAUAAUGCACUCCCCCAACAUAGUUUCACAUGACCCUCCCCUUGUACUGUAGGUUACUUGUUUGGAUACCCUCCCCCCUCAUAGAAUUAACUCAAAAUAAUGUUUAGAAACCAACAAAAAAAAUAACUAUAGCAACCAUGUGUUUAUAGAUGUGCAUAUUGACUAUUUCCAUUUCAGCAUGCUGUUGUGGCACAGUUGAUGCCACGCAGGGCUACAGAAGGUUGAGGGUUCGCCGACCACUCAUUCUCCCUGUCUGUUGUACACUGUCAAGCUGGCGCCCGGUCCGCCAACAGAGGAGUCGCUAGAGCGCGAUGGGAGAAGGAAAUUCCGACGCUGGGCCAAUUGUGCGUUGCCUCCUUGAGUGUCCCGGUCACGCUCGGCUGUGACACAUCCUGUGAUCAAACCCGGGUCUGAAGUGACACCUCAAGCUUCGCAGUGCCUUAGACCGCUGCGCCAUUCGAGAGGCCUGGAAAUCUGAUUAAAAAAAAUUAAAAAUUGUGAUGCUAUUAUUCUUUUAAAUAUAUGCAACGAAUGAUCCACCAACAGGUUUCUGUGCCAAUGCAACACGUUGAAGUAAUCAGAUUGAAACAUUGUCAUUGGUUGUGUGUUCAUGCCACAUAUAAAAGGUAAUUUAAUACAUUUUAAAAGUAAAAUGACAAACAUUUAGGCUAUACUGAAGCGUUAAGAUUCUAGACGAGCCUAGAAUAGCUGCUCAGAUCAGAGAGGAGGCAGAGCAUGUGUUGAGCCUUCCUGAAUAACUGGGCCUGCUGAGAGUCCCAUUAUUAUAGGACGAUAUGCGAGAACGAUGAUCCCCAACAAGACAGCGCAUCUCAGUAUCAGAAGUAGAAAUACAGACUUACAGUAGCAGGUCAGUCUCUUUCGACCUUAUAAACUGUCGAGAGUAGACUCACAACUUAUCCAAAUGGAAUGAAACAUUCAAAUCACAGGGCUUUUGCGCCAUUAUUCAAAUGACAUUUUCACCGCAGCCUAGGGUAGAAUUUUGUACCUACCUGAAAACAAAUAUUCAUUGCAUUGUGGUGUUGUGGGCUAAUUGUAUUGUCCCUUAACAAGAUCAAUAGGGGUGCUUUUUGAGCUGCGUGUGUCGUCUUUCAUGCUUAUUGAUGCACCUGGCCUAUCAGCUCUUUCUCUUCAUGUGGAUUUAUAUUGGAUAUUGGUUCAGCUUUGAAUGAUUAUAUGUGUGCCAUGAUGACUAGUUAGCCUAUUGUGUACCACAGUAUGAGUCAUAAAUCCCAGGAAAUGGUUCCAAUCGUUUUUUUCACCAUCCCUUUUUCCAACUGGGAUUUUAGAACUACUUCAUAUAAGGUCUUUGUUUCGUGUAGGCUUACGUGGCGUUGGCGUUUUGAUAACCGCGCAAAUCUCGGACCGAGGUCACGUUAAUCAAUAAUUAGAUUGAGGCGAAUAUAUUGAUAAAUCUCUCCCUGUCCGAGAAUUAUACGGCUCUCAAAACCUCACAAUUAAUUGCAUUUAAUUGUUAACUUCACGAUAUGACAAAUAAAUGGCGGAAUAAACGUU